AUGAAACCGAUCAUCUUGCUGGCUCUCGUUUGUGUUACUUCUUGUGUUUGGGCUCGACCGGAUGGCUAUCCCAGUGCUCGUCCUCCGGCCACUUAUCUGCCCGCGAAGCCACCAGCCGCCCCUCCGCCAAAGAGUGGCUACGGCCCACCUCCGAAAAACGGUAAUGGUAAGCCACCACCUGCUCCACCCAGGCCCAGCUAUGGUCCACCUAAAAACGGUAAUGGUAAGCCACCACCUGCCCCACCCAAACCCAGCUACGGUCCACCACCCAAAAAUGGCAACGGAAAGCCUCCACCCAGCAAUGGUUACAUACCACCUGGAAAUGGAGAUUCUGGGUCGUCUGGAAAUGGAGGGGGUGGUCCGGAGGGAGGAGGAGAAGUCAUUCCAAUCAUUAAGCUAGAGUCCCAGGUCAACACUGAUGGAUCCUACAAGUAUGAAUAUGAAACUGGAAACGGAAUAAAAGCCGAGGAGAUGGGCUAUCUAAAAAAUGCCGGGGUGGAGGGUGCUGAGGCCCAGACUGCCGAGGGAUCCUUCUCCUACACCAGUCCCGAGGGAGAGGAAAUCUCACUGACCUACAUUGCGGACGAGAACGGAUUCCAGCCCCAAGGUGACCACCUGCCGACACCACCGCCCAUACCCAUCGAGAUUCAGGAGGCCCUUGACAAGCUGGCGGCAGGAGGUGGAUGUCAUGGAUGCGAUGACAACGAAGUGGGUGGGCAGGACAAUGGCGGGGGCAGUGGUUAUUCAUACAAGAGAAAGUAA
This is a messenger RNA of Drosophila bipectinata, 762 nucleotides long. RefSeq names its product Cuticular protein 65Az (gene Cpr65Az). The record is from RefSeq and is a predicted model, not a curated record. Gene Ontology annotation, cellular component: chitin-based extracellular matrix. Gene Ontology annotation, molecular function: structural constituent of chitin-based larval cuticle. Lineage: Eukaryota; Metazoa; Arthropoda; Insecta; Diptera; Drosophilidae.